AUGGAGAGGUCAAGGUCCUGCACAGAGAAGAGCGGCAGCAACAACACCCCAGCCAGCGCCGUCAGCGAGCUGAGGUGCUACAGUUCUUCCUACGUCACGCCCAAGAAGGCAGCCGGCACCACAUGGCCGUCUCCUGCAUCUUCUUCCAUUUCCUCGUCGUCGGCGGCGGCGACCGGUUCGAAGGCGAAGACGUGGAGCGGCGGAUUCGUUAGUGCCCCGGCGGAGCUGCGGCGGAAGGGGAGGGUGGCGGGGUACAGGGUGUACGGCGCGGAGGGGAAGGUGAAGGUGUCGCUGAAGAACGGCGUGAGGUGGCUCAAGGGCAAGUGCACCCAGGUGGUGGACGGCUUGUGGUGA
Molecule: messenger RNA, 354 nt
Organism: Lolium rigidum
Lineage: Eukaryota; Viridiplantae; Streptophyta; Magnoliopsida; Poales; Poaceae
Exons: 1
Coding region: 1-354 (117 amino acids)
Source: RefSeq, a predicted model, not a curated record